Messenger RNA from Xyrichtys novacula (pearly razorfish), 26406 nucleotides. The record is from the annotation of a GenBank genome assembly. NCBI's taxonomy places the organism in Eukaryota, Metazoa, Chordata, Actinopteri, Labriformes, Labridae.
AUAUUCAGUUGAACCCCAGCUUCCUGUAGACAUCAAAUCAACAAACACUCCUCUCGCUGUGUAACUUUUUUUUCGUUAUUUCUAAGCAGUAAAAACAGCUCGUAAUGACUCUGGGAUAACACACUUCCCUCUUAACAAAUCGGUCGCUAUUGUUUUUAGGACAGUAAGACGGACGGAGGGGGUUUUAAACAUGUCUGCCGCCGUGGACUUCCACUCUCAGAUCGCCUCCAUCAUGGAGGUCCUGGCUAACGCGGCCGUGGCAGAGAUCUGUAAGGUGGUGGAUGACGGCUAUGCGGUGGUUCAGCUGGAGAUGUCACGGAGCCAAAAGGAGAGCGAGUUUCUGCGGAGGAAGAUCAAACUGCUGGAGCUGCAGGUCACCCGGUAUCGAGCCGAGAGGAUGAAGGCGGCGGAGGGAUCUGCCAGCCGCUUCCCCGGGGUCCGCCUCCUCAGCCGGCAGCGGGGAGACUCAUCGGCCGGUAAGAGGCUUCGAGCCGAGGCUAACACUGUAACAGAGACAGCGGGUAGACUGACGAAGUAACUUGACAACUCAAUCGUAUUUCAUUCUUUUUUGUUUGAAUUACUUAUUUUCAUUUGUUGCUUUUUUUUUAUUAUUUUGCUAAAAAGGUUCAGAAGCAUAGUGCAUUAACUCAAAAACACUCCGCUCCCUUCUUUAAAUGAACGAGAAUAUUGUUUUAAAAUUACGAGAUUAACUUUUGUGAUUAUCAGUCUUAUGCUAUUUUGGAAAAGAAGAAUAUCGUCACCCUAUUAAAAUAACGGCCUAUGUCAUUUUUUGACGAAAAUUAGUUUUUUGCCCAAAUCCCUUGUAAAUCUAUAGUUUGGCCUAAAUUCUUAGUUGAAAGGAUUAUGGCAUGAUCCUUUCAACUAAGAAUUUAGGCGAUUUUACCAGAGAUGGUCAGCAAGAGAUGAUUUAGGCCAAAAACUCUCUUUUUUUCCUUUUCAAAAAAUGACUUGGGGCUUUAUUUUAAUAGGGUGAUGAUGCAGUAAUUUAAUAAGAUAAUUACUUCAUUCUUUAUAAUAAAACUGAUUUUUUAAUCCAGAAGUCCUUUAAUUAUAAAAGUAUCUCAUUCAUAGUUUUAAAAUUUCAGGAAAUGAAAAGUUAGAUUUUUACUGGUAAGAGGUGUUAAAGUUCAGAGAGCACUUUGACUGAGACAUGUCUUGAUACCUGAUAAGAUGCAUACUGUCUCAUUAGCAUUCUUGAUUGAUCAAUUAAUUGGUUUAUUUGUGGGUUUGUUCAUUUAACAUUUCAAGGCAGGGUAUUAUGUACAUAUUCACAAACCGGGUGGAUGAAGAGCUGCAGGUUCAAGAACAAUGAAAACAAAGGAAAUGAUAAACAUGCUGAAGUCCAAAGAAACCAGUUCUUAAUCCCACUGUUCUUUGCAAUUUCAGGCAAUUUUUUACCCACUUGGUAACAUCAUUCAUUGUCACAAUGUAUCCCUCCAUUGUAAUGCAGAUGACACACAGAUAUACCUGCGGCUGAGACCUGGUGAUCCAAGAAGCCUAGAUGCUGUCUCUUACUGUCUCUGUGCUAUUUAAUGUUGGAUGGCUCAAAGUUUCCUUCAGCUUAAUGUCUCUGAAUUAGAAGUCAUACUCCUCAAUUACAUCAACUUCUACACCCCACAGAUAGAAAACUCCCUCAGAGCAUUUUUCUCAAACAUCUCAGCAACUGCAAGAAACCUCUGUGUAAUGUUUGAUUCAGAAUUAACCUGUCAUCAUUACAUUAAAAAAAUUCCCAUCUUGUUUCACUCAGUUAAGAUCCAUUUCAAAGAUUGAAUCAACUCUGCCCUGAGCAAUCCUGGAAAAAGUCCUUAGUGCUGUCUUAGGCUACGUUCAUACCGCAGGUUAUGAUGCACAAUUUGGAGUUUUUGUUAAGUCCGAUCUUUUUGUGCGGUCGUUCACAUUACAACAACAAAUGCGGCAUCUAAUGUGAACAGAAUGCAUCCGUGAAGUGACCUGCAUGCGCACAAAGUACAAAUUGCUUUCCAUGCCUGUUUGUGUUGUGAAACAAUGGUGACGUUUGUCGCAUAUUGAUGAUGUAUAGGUCGGAUGAAUGCGACCUGAGUGCCACACAGCAGUCACAUCAGAUAUAUAUCCGGUUUAUAUCCACAUACAAAAGAGGCCUGGGUCGGAUUUGAAAAAAUCAGAAUUGCACUGUUCACACUUGCAUGAAAAAAUCAGAUAUGUGUCACAUAUGGUUAAAAAAUCAGAAUUGACCUGCAGUGUGAACAUAGCCUUAUUCUCUCGAUUAGAUUACUGUAACUCCCUCCUCUCUGGUGUCACAAAUCUCUCUCUGGCCUCCAACUUGUCCAGAACACAGCAGCUCCCCUUCUUACUGGUUUUAACCAACACCAUCACAUUGCUCCUACCCUCGCCUCCCUCCCUGUGUAUUUUAGAAUUAAUUUUAAGAUUUUACUGAUCACUUUUAAAGCCAGUGGGUCUUGCCCAAAGUUGUAAGAGUCUCGAACAACUUCCCUGAGGUGAUAAGGCAUGCAAAAUCGAUGAAAUCUUAGAAAUCUCAUCUGAAAACUCACUUUUACAGGCUUGCUUUUAUAUGAAUUUACCAAUAGUACAUUUCACCUGUCGAAAUUAUCCUGAGCCACUGAGGUGUACUAUAUGCCGAUAUACAGUUGACACAUCUUCCGUGCCUUCUUGUUUCCCAGCGUAAAAGAAACAGUUCAAUAAAGUCACGUUUCUUUGUUUAUUUUUCCUUACUUGUUAAAAAAGGAAAUGCAAAAACAAAGACAAAUGGCGACAACGCAGUCAAUGUUAAUGUUAAUGUUCAGGUGUGUUUUCCCGCAGGUGUGCUUCACACCUGCCACUAAUUGCAUCUUUUUCUACUUAUAGUGAACAAACAUAUGAGUAAACCCCACCUAGUGUGACACCAGGACAAUUACAAAUGAUAAAGGUUUCAAAACACAAACCCAAAGAAAAUACAACAAAUGGCUCUGACAUGACCUUUUACCAACAUUUCAACUUUAACUUAUUGACUUCAUCUUAUUUAAAAACUCAUAUUUUAGUGCUUUUAUUUGAGCAAUCUGUUUGCAAGUCUUCAUUUAAUUCCCUAUUGUAUUGUCUUUGAUCAUGUUUACUUCACUUAUUUAAUGUUUUAUUAAUUUAAACUUUGUUUCUUUAUUUGUACCUCACAGUCCCUCAUCUUCUAAUCUGUAUUUAUUGUGAUGUUGUGUAGCUUUUUCCCCUUUUCCCUUUCUUUCCCUUUUCAUUUUGCUUUUUCUCUUUACUCAUCCCUUGGAAAUUUUUAUUGCCUACUUAUGAUUUAUUUCUCUUAUGCUGUCAUGGUUGUUAUUUACUGUACUUACCCAAGAAACUUUAUAAACUUCUGUUUUUAAAUGUGCUAUAUAAAAAAGGUUAAAACAUUAUUAUAUGCAGCAGCAAACAACUAUUAGGUGACAGGAAAAAUGCUAAAAAGCCUUGAAACUGUGUAGUUUCCUGUCCCCCAUCUGGUAUAGCUGUUUAUUCUGCCUUGCGAAAAAAUCCUUGAAAAUUUUGGUCAGAAAAAGUCUUGAAAAGGAUGAAUUUUUGAUAUUUAAAGAGGGAGUAUGUUGCCUCCAUCUGAAAGCUUUGUUUUAGCUUUCGCAGAGCUUGAUGUUUUGCCCUGUCCCCCUCUAUUGUGUUCAAUCAGUAGGGCAGCAUUACCCGCUCCACUGUGGAUGUCACCUCACACUAGGGGUGGGCCAGUGCAUUGAUUCUUCAAUGCAUCGCGAUUGCACACAUAACAAUCAAUUAUGGUUAUUUAUAACCAUAUAUAUUGUAUAUAUGGAUAUAUGUUCAAAAAUCAAUUAUUUUCUAUGAUAGCAAAAUUACAGAAACACCCGGAAGUAGGCUGUCACUAAAAAAGCCACCCAAAGGGACGGAUUUAUAACAGUGUUAGCCAACAUAGCUGCAGCUAACUCGCUUGCUUCUGUCACAGAGUGUGAGGAUCAUGCUUUCAGACCAUGGUUUGAAAUUAAGCACGUGGAGGCAUUUUAUGUGGAGGAUGAUAUUCAUUUUGUUCUCAUUCUGUUCAUCAGCUGAUUUAAAGCUGCUUUUGGUUGUGGAUAGCAAAAUGUUUGAUUGUUCCAGGAAUUUUUUACAUUUUCUAAGGGGGCGCUAUAGGGCCAUUUUCUGUUGUAUCUCCAUUUUGACUUUGGAAUCUUUAGGAUAACCCCCCUUCUGAUCUGUGAGCCAAAUUGCCAGCAACCUUUGUGAUGGCUGGUACCUGUGACUGCCUUUGACUGCCUCUGGAGAUAUUUUGCUAUGGAGGCAGCCAUUUGUUGGCACCUGCAAAAAGAGGCCAAACUAAGCCUCCUAGGAGAAAGUCUAACAUACUUUUAAAGUAGACGAUUGUGGGUACCUGUUACUGCAGUUUCAGUUUUCUAGCAUUAAAUCUUAAGGAGGAGUUAACUUUUGAAAAAAAACUUAAAAAUGGGCAAAAAUCUCAAAACCCAAAUUUUUAAACCAAUAUGGCCGACUCCGGGUAGGGUGUGACCCAUGGUUCCAAGAGGCUUUUUUGUUUUAAAUAAAUAUUCCCUAGCGUUUUAAUAUGGCUUUCAACUACUGCUUUGCAGCAAUGCCCUUGGCCCUAAUAAAUGAUCAUAUUUUCAGCUUUGAAUUACUUGACUUUCAGUUCUUCACUGAGGAAUCUGUUCUGUCUGUUUGUGUUCAACCCUUUAUUUACAAAAUAGUCAAAUGUUGUGAACGACAAGGAUCACCUCCGGAGUGACUGAGAUUGGAAAACAAAAAAGCAGGCAAGAUUCAAGAGUGUCAUGUAACACGAAAAUAGAUGACAUACAAAAGUAUAGACUUUUUAAGCCAUCUGUCAUGUCAAGUUAGAAAGUUCAAAUAGAGUUUUCUAAGUUUGAGUCAAAAAUGAAGGAACUGUCAGUUUUUUAGGUUAGUUUUGUUCAAAUAAAAAAAUGCUCACCAAAUCCAAACAUGUACGAGAAUGGUAUUAAAUCAUUGAUGAAUUUUAAAGUUAUUGUCAGCGUAUAUCAAAAAGAAGUGAUAAACUAAUGUAUUUUUUUAGAUCAAGCUCACUGUUGAGUUUUGUUUUCUUCCCUAACGACAUGAUAAAAUGUGCUGGAAUCAGACAGCUUAGAUAUGGCAUCAUCAGUGUAAAUCUAGAUUUUUUUAUCCUGUUGACCAGCAUGUAGUGCAACUAGGACUCAUGUGAAUAAACCCUUAGAGGUGAUUCUUAUUCACAGAGCUCAUUAACUUCAUUUUUCUGAUUAUUCUUUCUCUUAUGUCACGGCAGGCCCCUCUCUUCAGGGCAGGACUAGGUUUCUUAAUCGAGGUCCAGGAGCCCAGCAGUCUGUGCAGAAGACGGCCCCUAUAAUCCUGGAUCAGGAUCCCGAUCAGGAGGUCGUUACCACCACCAAAACUGAGGUGAUUAAAGCAGAUUACACAGACACUUGUCACAAAUUGUACAGGUGCGUAUCUACAGAGCUACAACCCUGCACACUCGGGUAUACCAGGUGGAGGAAGACUUUGCAGAAGGAAGCAGACAGUACUGACUUGCUGGUAUGAAAGUCCUCACAUUAAUUUAAGAGUUAUGUAAAUAUAUUUUCACCUUUAACCUCUUCUUAUGGUGCAGAUGACAGUUAAACUGACUCCAUUGUAAUCACAUAAUCACCACAAAUAUCAAAAAAGAUUGCUGAAGUAUCAUACAGCUGAUGUACUCCAAGAUAAAUCCAUUGCCAAAAAAUAUCUUUAUAAUAGUAAUAAUGAGAAUGAUCGUAACUAGAAAAUUCCCUCUGGCAAAUUCUGAAAGGGCCACGAGGGCUACUGCCGGGGUGUGUACAUUUUGAUGAUAUUCUUCAGAGGUUUUAAAUAGUUAAUACUAGUAGCAUUGUGAUAUUAUAUACAAGGAGCACAUCUACUACAAACAUUCUUUGAAGUAUUUAUUUGUACAACUUGAAAAAAAAAAAAGAGCCGGAGCAAAAGACAUUAAAAAAACUCCAAUAAUCACACUUUUUGCGUGUCCCAUUGACUUCACUGCCAUAGUUUUUUGCGACUCUGUAGCAAAAAAUUCACACACAACAGAGAAAAGUCAAAAAUCGAUGAUCCCAAUCAAGCAACAAGUUUUGAUUUAUAAUUUGUCCUACAACUCUUCAAGCUGUUGGACUAGUAGUGAAAAUUUGUCUGGAAGAGGAAUACGAAAUAAUACCCAGUCUAACAGUAGUGCCUUGGUGCGUUUGCCCUGUGGCACUAAUAACAGCACUCCUUUUUUUGGUCCUAACAUUACAACCAAAACGCAACAUGACAGAUUUUUUAAAUCCUUGGAGUGCACUGCUUCCUGGGGUGCUGCGAAAAUAACACCAACAUUCCUUCACAUUAAGCUCUUAAACAUUAAAAGUCAGCAGUGCAGGUUUAUCUUAAGUAUUUUAACAUGUUUGAAGCAAUAUUAGUAAACAUUGUUUGUUUUUUGAAUGACUGAAAAUAACGCUGUUCAAUAUAAAUGUCUAAUGCAAAAUGUUACAUUUUAAUGUGAACAGUCAAUACUGACUGAUUGAUAGAAAUGUUCAGUCUUGGUGUGAAAUGUUCAGUUUAAAGAAAAUCUAAUCUAAUGUUUAGUUUUAAAUCUAAACUAAAUAAUAAUGUCCAGACUAAAUAUUAAAUUCAGAUGUUAAUUUUUGAAAUUGAAUUUUUAACCUUGCUGUUAGAUAUGUUAGAUAAACUAAAAUGUUGAACCUUGAAUGUAAAAUGUUAAAAUCGGAGUGUUAAAUGUAGAGUCUGAAUGUAAAAGCUCAACCUUAAUGAUGAAAUGAAAUGAAAUUCAAUGUUCAGUGUUAAAUCUAAAAGUUAGAUUUUUAAACUUGGUAUUUAACUAUUUUAAAUACUAAUUUCAAAAGUUUAGUCUAAGUAUUUAAUGUUUAAUGUUAGUUUUGCAUAUCAGAUUUUAAUGUGAAGAGGUUAUUUUAAAUGAUCAAUGUUGAAUUUUAAAUGCUAAAUGUUUAAAACCCAAAUCUCAGUGUUGAUCAAUAAAUAUUAAAUCCAAAUGUUUAACUGAACUGUUUAAAGAUUAUAUGUCAAAUUUUAAGGAUUAAAUUCUCACAUUAAUUGUCAAAUUUAGAUUUUAUACGUAAAUCUUAAUGUCUGCUGUUCAAUCACGUUCAAGUUUAUUUUUUCAGCAUAAAUAAAAAUCUGCAGAAGAAACAGAAACUGUAAAUAAACAGAGAAACAGUCAUCUGCAGGUUUGAUCUCCGUGUGCUGACCUCGAAUCAGGUCCUGAUCAGUCUGUUUCUCAGUCUGCAGAGCCAGAGGGGGAGGAGGAGGGGGAGUUGCGUAUCGUGAAGGUGGAGGGAGCUGCAGAGACCAUGCCCACGCACCAGGGGGCGCCAUCAGAAACAAGCAACAGCAGAGGAGGCGCCAACCCCGCGUCAACGUUACCCACCGCCACAGAGGACGACGUCAGACGACUCAGUGAAACGGAGGUCAGUGGAUCUGACGUCGUCACCUUUGUUGUCAGCAGGACACCUGAGACUGACAGCUCUGACCCUGCACACUGCUCCCUGCUAACAGGAAGUGAUGUCAGAGCAGGGGGGGCAGACAUGACAGUUUCCUCUGAUGGUGUCACGGACGGCAGGAGGGAGAAAGCGUCCCCGUUAGAGGUGAUAGUAAUUGACGGAGGGGGGGCAUCAGACAGGGAAGGGGAGGGUUCAGAGCAGACACAGAGAGACAGACAUCAAAAAACCACAAUUCCCAUGAUGCGUCAGACUGGUCAGAUGACAGGGUCAGUCCAUCCUCCUGGUGACCUCCCUGGGACAUUUAGAGGAGGCUCUGCCUCCAGCAUUAGCUCCGCCUCCAGCAUCAGCUCCUCCAGCGUGUCUCUGCACCGCCCUGCAACCCUCCACAGACCAGCCCCCAGUGGCCCCCACCUGGCCUUUUACCACGCCGCCACCAUGGAGCGUCCGUACGGCUGCACCCGCUGCUCAAAGCGCUUCUUCCUGGAGUCAGACCUGCAGAAACACGCGGCACGGCACACCCGGGAGAAACCAUACACCUGCUCUCUGUGCGGGAAAAGCUUUGUGUGUCAGAGCCAGCUGGACAUCCACCACAAUGUUCACACGGGGGAGAGACCCUUCAGCUGCUCCAUCUGCAGCAGGCGCUUCUCCCAUCCCAGCAACCUGAAGAGGCACCAGAAGAUCCAGCAUUGAGCCAGGACCAUAACCCACAGACCACCAAAGACCCUCAAAGGAGGAGGAGCAGAAUGCUCAGUUUAAUGAGUACAAUUCCAGCUCUUAUUUUUGAGGACUGUCACAGGAAGAGAGAGAGACAGAGGAGAAGCAGAGAUACCAAGAUCCAGUGUGUGCAGUUUGUUCAGUUUGUUUUAUCAUCAUCAAAAGUGUGAGAGCUCAGAGUCUGUGGCAGAAAAAGGGGGGGGGGCACGACUCAGUAAUAUUCAUUAAAGUCCCACUCCGAUCUUUUUUCUUUUUUUACCACUUAAAGUGUUCUCAGUGGUCUUUAAAUUGUGAUUAUGAAGUUUUUAGCCAAAAUCACAUUGUUUUCAAGAGCUUUUCUUCUGCAGAGCUCCAGAAGCUCAUUAGCAUUUGCCUCUGAGUCGCAGGCGGAGACAGCGCUGCUGUGCACACUCCUCUUCAUACUAGCUUGUAGCCUAACAUUGACGGUGUAGUAGAAGUGGCAGGUAACAUAGGAGUUAUUCAGCUCUCAGACAUUAAUGUCUUAAAGGACAUGAUGAAAGUAAAUAUCAUAAUUAACUUUCUUACGAGCAUUUCAAUCCACUAACGCACACACUUGUUCAGCGAUUGUCCUCUUUACUUCUUAGAGUCUGGUCUGCAUAGCAGGGCUCUGGGGGCGGAGCUUGGAUUUGUGACGUAUGAAAUCUCACUGCCCCUCAAUUAUCAAUCUUGCGCAGAUCUGAGCACAAGAUUCAUCCUACGAUAGGACACACGUGAGAUUUAUGAAAGGGUUAGGGUCAGGUCUUGAUAAAUGUGGCGGCUGAAAUCAAUCGUCAUUAACAUGUUCACACCCUUAAAUAUUCAUGGUUCAGAAGCCUCGCCCACUGAGGUCAAGCAUGAAAAAGGAGAAAUAUUAGAAUGAUGCGAAACUUUUCUGAGCUGAAAGUGGAUAUCCUCACAUCUGUGGUGGAAAUUAACAAGGAUUUUCUCUUUGGAAGCAUCAAAACUGGUAUAAAAGCAGUCCAGAAAACUCCUGUCUGGAGCAGGAUUAUGGAGGCGGUGAACAGCGCUGCAGUGGAAUAGCAGACAGUGGCUGAAGUUUGAAUAAAUCAUUAGUCAAUAAGUUGCUCAUGAUGAUAAAUUAAUAUCUCUUACAUGCCUCAUAUUUGUUUAUUGCCAUGACAUAGGGUAUGUUGCUCCUAUUAUUGAAAGUAUUUAGUUUUAAUUUGUUGCGUCUUUGUAAUGUAGAGCAGACUGGAGAGUCUGACAGAGGCUGAACAAAAAUAAUUAUUAACGUCACCAAACGGUGUGUUGCUGCCCCUGAGGCACAUUUUUAUGGAUUUCUAUUGGAUUUUUAUCACCGAUUAAAUAGCAAGAGCACUUUCUCAACUGAUACUUUACAUCAGAAUCCAUCAAUAAGGUCCUGUCUCCUCUGUACAGCACCUUUGUGGAGUCUCUCCUUGUUAUUGUUCUCCGGGCAUCGGGUCCUCACGUUACACCGGCACAGCUAACAGCACUCCAUUCACCAGUGCAACAUUGUGCAAAACUGAACUGGCCCAAAUGAUGUCCCACAUCCUUCCAGGAGUGUACAACAACGUCCCCGCUGCUGGGCCAAGACAGGGACACCUGCCUUUAGGAGUCAAACGCAGCGCUCCACAGUGGCGCAUGUGUGCGCAAUGUUGAAAUGGCGCUCCUGCUCUGUGGCAGUGUUUUUGGGCAGAGUUAUCAAAUAGGCCUAUUCGCUAUAGACAUAACACAUUUUUUUAAUUUAAUGUAUUUACGUCUUAAUCUUUAAUAAAAUCCAGCUGAUUGUGCGUAAUUACAGGUUUGAGGUGUGUUUAUCAAUUAUUUUGAGACAGACAUUUGCUGAACUGCAGAUCCACACUGACUCAAACUUGCGUACACGAUGUCAGACCUGUCGUAAGAUUUGGUCGUAGCGUACGCUCACGUGCAGAUUGAUAAAUGCCGAUCCUCACAACAAAAUUGUCCUACGCAAGGUGUACGCAAGUUUUCUGCCGUACGCAAGCUUGAUAAAUGAGGGCCACUGUGUCUGAACCUGUGGUUUGUGUCUGCCAGAGAUUCAUAGCGAUUUGAAUUAAGAAAUACUCAGAAAUGCAAUUUCACACUUAUUUUCUCCAUGAUAUGACCUGUAGCAUCAGAAAAAUGCCAUAUGAACAUGUAGACAACAAGAAAAACAGGAUUUUCAUCUGAGUGGGUCUUUAAAAAAGAAAGUUAUGAUCAUGAACCAAAUAUAUAAAACUUCAUCAUUACUUCUUUUAGUGUAGAGUGUUUCCUUCAGGAUUAAGCUGUUCCUGUGGUUUAGAGGGAGAAAUAUUAAAAUAUUUCAAUACAUGAUCCUGUUUAUAAAAUGUUAGGUCAUUUAUUUAUUCUUUUUACAUCCAUCGUGCUUAUUCACCAGUGUUUUUUGGUGUGUUUUCACAGACAGUUUAACUGUGCACACAUCACUGUCAGUUUUAUGAACACACACCUGACAGCUUUCCUCUCUUUGUACACACAGCUGUGUGUCCUGCACAGCCCUCUACAGCUCAGCUUAGCGAAGGUUAAAGCUCCAUUCAGCAGUUUAACUGGACCGCUUUUGUCUGUCCCAGUUUUCAAAUGAGGGUUGAGACAGGAAUUGUUCUGGAUCACAGUAUCCAGAAUUUUGUCCAGAUCACCACCAAAAUGUAAUGGGAUCCUCCUGGGGCUGAGACGCACCUCUGGUGAAAAUUUCAGGUCAAUCCAUCUGUUACUUUCUCCGUAAAGUUGCUAACAGACAAACAAACUCACAAACAAACAAACAAACCAACACUACCAAAAACAUAACUUCCUUGGCGGAGGUAAUUAUGUCCUCCUCUACAGUCAAUGGCGAUAUGCCUUCUUUUAGCUAGUUGCUAACGGGCAGCCUCUUGGUCCACCAAUCAGGUCAUGUACAGAAACAAUCAAACCCUUCAGCAAAAGGCUAACACAUUCAGAGCUGACCUGGGGAAAAUCUGAAACUCUACAACUCUGUACGAGGGGUUCACUGUUACUUACGGCAGAUACCAAUUAUUGGGGUUGAUAAGACCAACAAUCAAUAUUAAAAACUAACGUGUAUUGAUGGCAAAAUGAACAAAAAAAUCUAUAAAACUGUAGAUUUAGAGUUUUUCAAGCACAACACUUUUGCCUGGUUUGUCUGUUUUUUAUGCGUUCUUCUUCUUGGUUUUAUUUAGUUCCCGGCGUACUUCAACAUUUAUGCCGUUCAGCCUCUGAGUCAAACCCGACAUGAACUGUGGAGCGUGCUCAGAAUGGUUCGGAAAGUUUCAGUCAGACAGAAGCAUGUACAUAGGAGAGAUUGAUGCCCAAACACAUUAUUCAGGUAUUUCAGUCCGACUGUUGGACGAAUGUGUUUUCAUGUGUGUAAACAUUUUUAGUCAGACUAAUCAAUCAAUCAAUCAAAUUUUGUUUAUAUAUCGCCAAUUCACAACAGUCGUCAUCCCAAGACGCUUUUCAAAGAACAAGAGCAGGUCUAGACCACGCUCAUUGUUUGAUGAUUAAGAACCAACCUAAAAUGGGUUUUGGCCCACCUCAUCUAACAUAAGUAGCAGUGGCAAGGAAAAACUUCCUUUUAACAGGCAGAAACCUUGAGCAGGACCAGACUCAUGCCAGACAGCCACCAAGCCGCUGCUGGGUUGGGGAGGAAUACAGAAAGAGACAGGGAGAGAGAGAGAGAGAAGAGGGGAGACUAAUGCAUUAAACAGAUUUUUUGAAUGCACUGACCAUUUGACGAUAUUCAUCAACAGCUUUAUUUAUAAACGGCAUGUUUCAUUUGGUUAGAAAAAAUAAUUUUCUCCAUUAGUCUAACUGAAACUGGACUUUUAAAAUCAUGUAAACAAGCUAGUCUGACUGAACUUUCUCUCACUCAGACUUCUUAUCGUCCAACAGUCCUGGUUAAUGUGGUUGGGGAUUGAUUUUCUUUUCUAUGGAUACGCCUCAAUCAGACUUUUAGAGACAGCAGCUAAAAUGAAGCAUUUUAAACGGAGGCUGAAAAAUAAUGAUUUAAUUUUACACCAGAGUUAGAAACAGGAGGCUUUUAUCGAUCUGAAAAUCUUGUAACGAUAUAAAUGAGGUAUUGGAAAGGAGGUAUAGAGUCUGAAAAAACGCAUAAUAACCUCUUUUUAAUAUAAGCUACUUUGGUGGGAUUAAGAUUUAGUUUACAAACCUGGACUGAAAUCCACGAGUGUGUAAUUAUUCCCUAUUAUAACAAUUAUAUCAAUAAAUCAUGAAUUGCAGAACACCUUCCAUGCUUACAUCCAGCAGAGUUUGUGCGAAAGGACAAGAACUGAAAAUAAAAAUUAAUAUAUAAAAUCAAUAAUAGAUAAUAGUUCAACCCACACUGAUCAAAAAAUGUCUCUUAGAUUGCUUCUUACAUGUUUUCAUAGGGGAACUUGGAAACUUUGUGAGAUCCGAGAGCCUGAGUCGAAAUAUGACAUAAAAGGCCUUCAUUGAUAUCAAAAAGUGUUAAUGAUUUCUGUUAAUUCAUGAUCAGGUGCUAUUCUGCUGGAUUUUUAUGAAAGAGCUUCUGUGGAGUGAUGAGUUUUAUGUGGUAGUAUCAAUCAGCUAUCUGAGCCAGUGGAAGCAAUUAUUUUCCUCAGGCAUUUUAUUCUACAACCUAAAAUUUUCAUUGAAUCUUUUUUUUUUUUUAUUAGGACAAAAAAAACUCACUGAGCCAGCGCAGAUGCACACAAGAUUAGAUAUCUGUAAUAAACUCCUAUUGGACAAAGAAAUAAGAUGAAACACAUGAUAAAAGGAAAAUCCUCCUCCCAGUUAAAGUCAUAUUAGAUAAGAUAAGAAGAACUUUAUUUGUCCCUGAGGGGAAAUUCAAUAAUUAAAUAUGAUAUAAAGAUAUAGAUAAUUUUUGCAUCAAGCGGAACACCUACAGCAGACAUGCUUACCUCCAGUUAAUUAUAAUUGAUAAGACUGCUGCAGAGAAGGAGGAAAUAAGGGCAGUGGAGGGGCAAAGACAUGCAACAAAGGGUGACAGCAGGGGUUAACGCUGCAGCUGUGAUUUUCGUAAAGCAAAACAAGCUGCAGUUAUUCUGUAGUCAAUCCAGAUCAUCAGACAAACGUUCAAGAGGGCGUAACCUUCAGGCACUUAGACUAUAAGGCCAGUGGCACUCCAUUGUAAAUAUACACCAUGAGUAAAUAACAAAACACUGAUUUAUUGUAUUUUUGCACAACUUCUCACUUAGAAAUGUAACAUGGGGUGUACCCGCCAACUCUGCCCAGCUCAGGGCGCUCAUCUUAGAACCACUCAGAACUGGUCCCCGUUUGACAUGCAUAAAAAAAAAUAAUUAUAAACAUCACUAAUCAAAAAAUAAAUCAAUGUUAAAUGAUGACUGUUAUUGAAAAUUAUGGCUGAUGUUUUCACAAAGGUUGUUAUUUUAAGUGCACAAGAUAAAACAGAUCACAGUUUGGGAAUUCAUUAGUUUCCCCUUUCCAUAUCUUCUGUAAACAGCCAGAGCUGCUGUCUCCUCAAACUUUUAAUGAUGGUAACAGUAUGACAGCAUGAUUCAUCCAACAUCUCCCUCACCUUUAGCUGUCAGCUCUGAGUCCGACUUUAUGCUUUGCUCUUACUUAACAUGUGAACUGAUGAGAAUGUGUUAUAGAUAGAGGACUCCCCCUCUGCUGAGAGACUCUCUGUGACCUUCUGUCAGGACUGAAUGAAACCAAAUGGAUUAUGUAUCUGUUUUUUUUUUUUUUUCAUUUUCUGUACUUGUUUUAAUUAAAUUUUGAAAUAUUUUGAUACUUUACCUUUUAUUCUUUGUUUUUCUCUUGAUAAAAUGCCAUUAGAGAACAUCAGAGCAAUACUGAAGUCAAUUCUGAUCUUGUGUUCUCCACUGAUUCCUCCCUUCACUUACAUUUUCCUGAUGACUUUGCCAUCUCAGUCUCUACUUCACAGUCAUUAUGGUCCAUUAAGGGUCACACAGACCAGAAAUCAAGGGAGGAUCUAUCUGAAACUGGCAGAUUUCUAUCUAGGAACCUUUAUAUUCCGUUAUUCAGUGUUUGUUCUGCAUGACAUCCUGAAUGAUCCUGUUUUUGAGGUGACUUAGGCCACUUUUAGACGGAAAUGGUCUCCAUAGAAAAUGGAAAAGUGAUGUUUCGUUUUCAGUUUUUAUGCUGUGUUUACACAAAACGCAAUGUGGUUGAAAACGCUGUAAUGUGCAUGCCAGGUCGCUAGGUGGCACAUGUCGGUGUGACCGCGCUCCCAUAUCCAACAACGCAUACGUAGAACAACUUCCAUUCUACAUUAAUUAUUUGAUGCAAAUAAUUCUGUACAGGUCGAAAUUGAGCUCCUGCCCGUUCAAUAAAUAACGACAGCGUGACUCUAAUGUCUAGCAUGGCUGUUGUCAUUUUCAAGGAAGCUGCGCAUGGCUUUGAUGUCAUAAACGUGAGCCGACGUGAGCCAUGGUGUAACAGGUUUGACCGUUUUCAGCGUUUUUGUACUUUAGACAAAAGCGGGACUAGCAGAGCGUUUACAACAUCUCCACUCUGGAGGGGGUUUUCACUUUGUUACGUUUUCAUCUCCUGAAAUUGCAGUUGCCAUCUAAACGGAACCCCCUAAAUGAAACUAAAUUUUUCCGUUUUCUAUGGAGACAGUUUCUGUCUAAAAGUGGCCUUAAUUGGAGGCUUUUCAAAGCUCGAAUGAGCAUCAAAGAUAUGGCUGUCACUGUGAAUUACAGAUGCAUGUAGCUAACCCAAGAUACACUGUAGUGGUGCUCUCAGAUAGAACCCGCCCCUUUUUAAACAAAGCACUGUAAUUGGGUUGGUAAACCUGGCACUGAAGACAAAAUGUUCAUCAUGACUGUAGCUUUGGCCCACAUGCCUGCUGAAUAUUUAUAAGAACAUAAUGUGCAAACGCUUACAUUUUCAGUUAGUUUUGUGGCUUUCCACGACCAUGUCCUCCAUUCUCAUAAAAUAAGUACAUGAAUGGGUCAGGUAACGAUAAGAGUGCCCUCUGUUGGAUUGUGUUCUAAGCUGCUUCAGGCAGCCUGAUUAUACUGGUGUACUGUAUUAUAUGUUCAAAUGGCUCAUAACGGUUCUAAUAUGAACCUUUACCCCAAAGUUAAAAUAAAGGUUCUGAUUUCAAAUAAAAAGUCACAGCCCUACCACCAGAUUGGUCUAACAUCAAGUCUGGCUUCUGAUUGGGUUUUCAGAAAUGAACCGAUCAUAACUGCAGCUUCUGAUUUUUUAUCAUUAAGACGGCAGUUCUCUAUUAGCAUAGUCAGCGUACAACAGAAAUGGCUAUUUCAAUAAAAUGAAUCCAUAAAUCAUCACAGAUUACCUUCAGUUUUGGGAGGUUGGAUCAUGGCAGUCUCUCAAAUACACUGGUCUUCUCUGAGGGAUAGAAACGCUCUUGGAUGAUGCAAAACCCCCACUAUGUUUAUUGUCAAAAAUCAGCUGGUCUCAAUGGUGCAAGUGGAUUUUACAGUCAGUCAUACUGUUCUGUUUUAAGUGUUGAUGCUGCACAUACAACAGUAUUUGGCUGAAUAUGAAAUCUCCCUCUGUUGUUGUUCAUGCUGACUGCCUCUCACGAUGCCGGUAUUUUGUAAGGCAUGCAGAUCUAAGUUGGAGGCAUAGAUAAAGAACUAAAACUGAUGAGCAUGAAGAAAAAUGAUGUCAGUGGCCUAAACAUGUUGAAUCUGAACUCUGUUUAAGAUUCCCAACCCCACUCAGGUGUUUGUUAUGUUUCCCUUCACCUAUCCUCCUCCACUCUGAAAGUCCAGUGCAAACAGGAGCCUCACUGGUUAAUAGAGCUGUCAGUCAUAGCUAAUAACUUUUUAAGUAGCAUUAAAAAAAUUGGACACUUUGACAUAAACCAGCAUUAUAAGAGUGUCUUGCAAUGGCAGAGAGGCGUUUGUUCGACCUGCAUUGAAUCUUAGGAGGCAAAGCUAAAGAUCUAUCUUGCAGGGGGAGCUCUGAAUGUUUUGGCUUCACUUUUGUGUACCUGCCAUGUCAUGCAAUUUUUAAUGGCGGUGAACGGUAUUAGGUAGUCCCUGUGGCCCAGUCCACCUUUAGAUUUAUUCACUCUUAUCACUUUAAACCAUUAUUGACUUUUUAUGUUCCAUAUAAACAUGUGUAGCAUGUUCAUACAGUAUGAGAGUAGCAUGUGGUCCAUCAUUGUGUGGGUACAGACACCUGGACUAAAAUUGAGAAACACCUGAGUCCAUGUGGACUGAUGUCACAGCUCUGGCCAUACCCUGUGUAAUCCUUUGAGCUCAUCAAAGAGGAACAUUUAACACAGAUUUAUACUCAUAAACUGUUGUGUUUCAGUGCUAAUAAAUCAUUUUUUCUCACAGCUUAGUUUCCGCGUGUUAUUUAAAGGUGAUAUUUAAACUGAUAGGUAUUUAAACUGAUGAAUCAGCAAUGUAAAUAUGUUUUCUGAUGCAGUUUGGAGAGGAAAUGACAACAUUUAUAUCAAAUAUGUAAUAGCUGAACAGUCUCAGCUUAGACUGUGUAAGAACCUUAAUGUGUCUCUGUGUCCUCUAAACUCUUCCCUCCUUUUUCAGGCCCAGAGAUGUCCCCCACACCUGAGGGACCAUCAGAGUGGGCAAGAAGAGCUGAAGGAAGAGACAGGUAUCACUCUCUUUCUCUCUGCCAUCACCUUCUGCAGUGAAAGAAAAACCCCUGCCCAGGCACAUAGACUGCAAAUAAAAGGGUCAAACAUAAAUACAUAUAAACUGUUUUUUAGCAAUAUCCAACAACUUUAUAUAUGUGUGUAUAUACACUACAUGCCAAAAGUUUGGAAGCAAGAUCAGAUUUGUACAAAAAAAAAUCAUAGUUUCAUAUAUGUAAUUUGCAACACAAUAAACUUGACUAUUGUGUAAAGAGUAACUUAUCAGAAGACAUUUUGACUAUAAUUAUUAGGUAUUAGAGUUAUUGUUGCUUAGACUUCGCUUUCUUUAAAGUAACCUCCUCUGGCUUUAACAACAGCUUGGCAUAUACCAGGCAUUCAUUCCACAAGUUUUUUAAGGUAUGUUCCAGGGAUUGCAUUCCAAGUUUUCUUAAGUUCAUUAAUAAAGAGACUGCUGAAUCGUGGGAUGCGUUUUUUCUGACCGAUCGAUCCAAUUCAUCCCCCACAAGCUCUAUUGGAGAAAGGUCUGGAGACUGAGGGGGCCAAACCAUCUUUUGAAGAACACCUUCCUCUUCUUUUCUGUCUAGGUAACCCUGACAGAGUUUGGCAGAGUGCUUAGGGUCAUUGUCUUGCUGCAAAACAAACUUAUGAGCCACAAGUCUGAGUCCAGAUGGAACAGCAUGGUGCUGGAGGAUGGAGUGGUACUGUUCCUUCUUCAUGAUACCCUUUACUUCAAACAAAUCUCCUACUCCAUCACCUGCAAAACAUCCCCAUACCAUGGAACUACCACCUCCAUGCUGAAUUGUGGGUGUAACACAUGGUGCUUUCAGACGUUCACCAGUUUGUCUGCAGACUUAGACUCUGUGUUUUGAACCAAACAGUGCAAACUUGUUUCUAUUGUUCUGUGGACGAAGUACUGUUUUUUUUGCAGGUACACAACCCUUCAGACCAGCCUUUCUCAAAUGUCAUUUCACGGUUGUCAGAGAUAUGGGUUUCAACCUUGUCAUGUUGAUUUCCUCCCUUAUUUGUGGUGCUGUCUUUCGCCGAUCUCUCUUACUUGUGACAAUGCUAUGUUUAUCCUCUGCUUUUGUAGACUCUCUUUCGUCCAGGUCUUUUUCUAUCAUUAUAACUUCCAGGUUCCUCUAGUCUCAGAGUGUAGUGGACUCCUUUGUUAAACACCUUUAGGCGUUUUGCAGUUUCUCUUUCUGUGUAUCCUUCUUUCCUCAAUCUACAAAUACAGUUGUGAGUGAAAGUCAGGGCACCCCUUUAAAAAAAAGCAUAGUUUAUUUAUUAAAAAAUUAACCUUGAGAUUUAUAGUCUCUCUGGUAAAAAGGAAAAAAGACAAUAUUAUCAGAAAUCAUUAAUGCACAGUUAAUUUUUAUUUUAUGUAAAGUACAAAAUUACAAUAAGAAAAAAUCAUCUUUUUGGCAUGUGCAAAUGUCAGGGCACCCUUCAGCAUCAGUACCUUCAGUACUUAGUAAGACCCCCUCUGGCAGAUAUCACAGCUUGUAAACGCUUUUUAUAGCCAACUACAAGUCUCUGGAUUCUAUCCUUUGGGAUUUUACCCCAUUCUUCCUUGCAAAAGGCUUCCAGUUCUGCAAUAUUCUUGGUUCGUCUUGCAUGCACAGCUCUUUUAAGAACAACCCACAAAUUUUCAAUGAUGUUUCAAGUCUUGAGACUGUGAAGGCCAUUCCGAAACCUUCAGCUUGCAUUUCUUGAGGUAGUCCAUGGUGGAUUUCGAGGUAUGUUCAGGAUCAUUAUCCUGCUGUAGAAACCGUCCUCUUUUCAGCUUCAGCUUUUUUACAGAUGCUGUGAUAUUUGCCUCCAGAAUUUGCUGGUAUUUAAUGGAAUCCAUUCUUCCCUCCACUCAAGCAAUGUUUCCUGUCCCAUUGGCUGCAACACAACCCUAAAGCAUGAUGGAUCCACCCCCAUAUUUCACAGUUGGCAAGGUGUUCUUUUCAUGAAAAGCUGUUCCUUUUUUUCUCCAAACAUACCUUUGCUUAUUGUGGCCAAAGAGUUCUAUUUUAACUUCAUCAGUCCACAGCACUUGUUUCCAGAAGUCAUCAGGCUUCUCUAGAUGUUCUGUUGCAUAUUUUUGUCAUUGUAUUUUAUGAUGAGUGGAACAGUGGAAGGGUGCACCACCACUCCUGCGUCUGCUUAAUAUUCUUGCAGGUCUUUUGAAGUCAAAUGUGGGUUUUGAUUUACUUUCCUGACCAGCAAACGAGCUGUUCUCUCUGAGAUUUUACUUGGUCUUCCAGAUCUCAUCUUGAGCUCCACAGUUCCCUUCACCUGCCAUCUUAAUUAUACCUCGCACUGUGGAAACUGCAAGCUAGAAACGCUUUGCUAUCUUCUUGUAGCCCUCCCCUGCAUUGUGGUUUUUUCUGUCUUACACAGCUUCUUAGAGGAACCCAUGGUUGCUGGAUGAAUGCACAAGGUUUGUGGAGUUGAAACCCCUUAAAUUGGCACCAGCUGGCGCUCCCUGAUGAGAAUUGUUGACACCUGCUUCAGGACUAACGAGCUGGUGAAAGUCUCAGCAUCUUAAAAAAGAAUCUUUAAAGACCAGACACUUUAAAGCUCUCAGGGUGCCCUGACAUUUGCACAUGCCAAAAAGAUGAUUUUUAUUUUUGUAAUUUUGUACUUUUUAUAAAAUAGAAAGUAACUGUGCAUUAAUGAUUUCUGAUUUUUUUUUUUUGAUUUGAUAAUUUUAUUAAGUGUCAUACACCAAAAUUUGUGCCCAGCCCACAUGGGCUUAUUAGACACUGAUCAACAGAUUCAUAACAGCCACGCAACAUAAUAUACAACAACAAUAACAACAAAACUCCAUUAAGAAUUGUGACACAAACAAUGAGAGUAAUGAAAGAAAAACAAAAAAGUUCAUCCUACAGGGUACAAAAUACUUUGCUGCAUAGGCCAAGCCUUUUCAACAAAUUUUGCCAAAACAAAAACAUCCUUUUCAAACAAGCAACCCAAAAUCUCACCUUCACCCUUCCAAAAUAAAUCAGGAUUUUUAAACUGAAUUGAUUCAAAAAUGACAUUUCUUAAGUCAUCGUACAAGGGACAAUUGACAACAAAAUGAAAUUCAUCCUCAACAACCUGUAAAUCACAGAAUUCACACAAAUGUGCUUCUUCAGGUAAGCCUUUAAAUUGUCCCACUCCUACUGCCAGAGGUAAGGUACCUGUUCUCAACUGCGCAGAGAGAGAUCUCUGUCUUCUCUUUAAAUUAAGGAAAAUAUAAGGUUCUGUAAUAUAAUCCUUCUUGAACUGAACAUAAUUUCUGAGCUUUGGUUUCUUCCAAAUAUCCUGUUUCCAUUGGUCUUCGUGCUUCUCAAACAUUUUUUGUUUUACAGAAUUUAUAUUAUUAUUUUAUUGAUAAUAUUGUCUUUUUUUCCUAUUUACCAGAGAGACUAUAAAUAUCAGGGUUAAUUUUUUAAUAAUAAACUAUGCUUUUUUUAAAGGGGUGCCCUGACUUUCACUUACAACUGUAUGUACUUUUGUUUCUUUACUCAGUUGCUUUUUUCUAGCCAUUUUUGCGGUAGUUUGAACGCAGUUGAGAUUUAUUAGGAUUUUUGUAUGCAGAUUCUCAAAAGCCAAAAAGUUGAAGUGAAUAAUCCAACUGUGAUUUGUUUUUUUGCUUUUGCACUGAAGUUGUGACUCUUGCAAAUGUUUUCAACCCUAAAACUAAGCCCUUAUUAUCUUUUGCUGACAUAUAUUUAGCAAUGGUCUGUUAACAUCAAUGUAUAUCUAAAGGUAAAUGGAAUAAAAUGGUGCAUUUCCAUGAAAGCAACAUCUGAUCAUGGAGUGAAUACAUCCCAAAAUACAUAAAACUCAUGCUGGAUUUAAAAAAUAGCAUUUUGAACAAAAACUUGAAGUUACUCCCAACUGUUAAGCCUGUAAUGGCCUUGCUUCCAAACUUUUGGCCUGUAGUGUGUACAGACAGACAGACAGACAGACAGACAGACAGACAGACAGACAGACAGACAGACAGACAGAUAGAUAGAUUCUAAGAAAGAAUUAGAGAACAAAAAGUUGUAAAAAAGUACAGUUGGAGGAACAUCUUCAACUAAUGAGGUGAAUUUUUUAACAGGUUAGUAACAUGACUGGUUAGAAAAAGGAACAUUCAGAGCGGCUGAGACUGUCAGGAGGAAACAUGGAAAGAGGUUCACCAUUCUGUGAGAGACUGUGUGAGCGAACAGUUGAACAGUUUCAGAAUAAUGUUCCUGAGUCAAAGGUGAAAGAAUGAAUGGAUUUCAUCAUCAACAUAGCAUAAUAUCAUUCAAAGAUUUAGAGAAUCUUGAGAAAUCUCUGUACUGAAGGGACAAGGACUAAAACCAGGACUGAAUGGUUCUGAUCUUCAGGCCCUCAGGCAGCACUGCAUUAAAAACAGACAGGACUCUGGAGUGGAAAUCACUGCAUGGGCUCAAAAUCACUUAAAAAACCAUUGUCUGUGAACACAGUUCAUCACUGCAUCCACAAUGAGGUUAAAACUAAACCAUGCAAAGAGAAAACCAGAUAGAAACAGGAUCCAGAAACACCAGAGACUUUUCUGGACCUGAGACCAUUUAAGAUGGACUGAGGGGGAGAAGAAACUGUCUUAAGGUCUAAAAAGUCAAAAUCUGACAUUCUUUUUUGAAAUCAUGAUGGUUGCAUACUUGCCUCCUUUUUUAACCAGUUCUUAAUGAGUCUUAAUUGGCCGUUGUUACUCUUGUGUUCUAAAGAGAAUUUAGGUGGAAAAAAAACUCCUCUGCUGAAAUAUGACAGUCCCCAUAGAAAUCAGCGAGAGCCUCUGCAAUGCUUCGGUCGAACCAGUCAAAAUAUAACCUUCUUCUUGGAAAUCUAGGAUGCUGUAUCUUUUCUCUCAAGAUGAGAGAGACCACUUUACUCAGUUUGACCAAUAAAAUAAUGAACGUGUUUUGAAAUCAUGGACAUGGCACCCUCUUGUCUAACAAGUAGAGAGUUUAUGAGCAACAUCUGCUGCCAUCCAGACAAUGACUUUUUCAGGGAAGACCUUCAUAUUUUAGCAAAACAAUGACAAACCACAUUCUGACAACAGGGAUUACAGCAGCAUGGUUCUGUAGUUGAAGAGUCCUGCUGAUAAACUGGUCUGCCUGCAGAAAACAUUUGUAGCUUCUGUUUUCAGCAAACAUGUUUUAGCUUUAACAUUUGAUAUAUUGUUUUUCCAGAAUGACAACAAGAUUUGCAAACUAUUCAGUUGUGUCAUUUAUCAACACUAAGCAUCCAAACUUCUCUGAAAUCGGGUUGUAUCACUCACAUGUGUCAAACUGAACCAGAAACUGAAAACAGCAGUGACAUUGAUUCUUGCAUCCUCAUUCCCCAGUAAAGAGAAAAGCAGGAAAAAAAACCCUCAGAUCAACAAACACACAUGCUGAUGGAAAAGAAUCUGUUUACGCCAAAGUAAACACUAAUUUGGUUUUCUUACUCUUCCUCUCUCUUCAGGUGACCUCACAGACAAAUUAAGCCCCUCCCACUCUCUGCUGGACUGGCAGGACUGCAGUCAGGCAGGAGACACAGUGCAGCCAUCUUGUUCAUCGUACAAAGCAGACUCUGUUGCAGGAAGUUCAUCUUUUAGCCUUAUGGGAGCAGUAAGGUCACUUCCUGUCUGUGCAGAUUCCAACAGACCUCACAGAGACCUAGACCAGGACAGAUCUGAGUCUGAGUUAGAUGUCGUAUUAAUCAACUCCAGACAGGGUGGAGCAGGUGGAGGUGACAGAGCUGAAGGCCUGACCAGGUCUCACUACCCCCGUCCCACAUGGGAGAUCUCCACCUACAACAGCCCCUCUAUCAAUACAGCGUCAGCAGACCCCCAUCACCAGCAGUCCUGGUCAGGGGUCCAGCAGAUGGACCACCUCUCUGAUCAAAACCUCAUCUUCCAGGCACCCAGCACUCAGAACCAGGAGUCUGGAACCCAUCAGCCCCACCUCCCGUUUGCCUGCCCUUUCUGCCCUCGUCGCUACUCCCACCAGUGCAAACUCCGCAUCCACCAGCGCGCCCACACUGGCGAGAAACCUUACCAGUGCCCCCAGUGUGGGAAGAGGUUUGGACAGGUGUGCAGCGUGAAGCGGCACCAGAUGGUCCACACAGGGGAGAAACCGUACCCCUGCCCCCACUGUGGGAAACAGUUCUCCACCUCUACCAACCUGAAGGUGCACCAGAGCGUCCACACUGGAGAGAAACGCUUCAGCUGCUCAAAGUGUGGGAAGAACUUCUCCUUCCUCAGCAACCUCAUCAGACACCAGGCACUACAUAGCAACAGGUGACCCAGACACAAAGAUACAAUGAGACAAAGAAACAGACAGACACAACAAAGACUAACGUGUCAACAGAGAUCAAGAACUUCUCGUUCCUCCGUUACCUCAUAAGACAUCAGGCACUUCACAGGAACAUGUAACAGAGACAAAAAGAUAUCGACAUGAGGUUUAAGCAUAGACUGUAUAUACUACGGACAACUUGGUUCUGCCUUCCGCCUGUAUACGGAUUUGAAGCCGAAAAGCUCUCGGUAAUUGUGUUUUUUCUCCAUUUCCUGAAACCAACAUUGCGCAGUAGCAUGGUACGCAUUCAAUGGGAGAGUUGCUGUCAGUCGCUAUCAUGACACUUGGCUCAGACAGUGUAUCCCCUGGGUGAGCUACGCAAUCUUUGUACGCCCAUGGGCUGUAUCAGGUGUCAAUCAUAGAAAACAUGAACCCCCUACUAACUUUUAAAAAUGGAGCUGCACAGAAAAAAGAGGACUUGAGCACAAACCUGUCUUACAAUAACUACAUGUCAACAUCACAACCAGGGAGGAGAAAAAAUUAUAUUCUGUAUAAUUAAUUUCUAAAGUUUGUCCACAACUCCAGAAGGAUGGCUGGAGGAGGCGGGAUUUAUGACCUACACUUGAGCCUGUCACCAGAGUGUGCUGUUCUUGCGGUGGCUUCACCAAGUGAGGAGGCAGACGAUGUCUAUUCUAUAUACAGUCUAUGGGUUAAAGACACAGGGACACUGAGAGACAGGUAGACAAAAAUGCAAAAAUACAGAGUGACAGGGAUGUACAGACUCAGAGGCACAGAAUAACAAACACAAAUUUGCAAACUAAAAAAGAGCCUUCAGCUUUUGGCAGCCACAUACUAUACCAGACUCGACAAAGCAACAAGUGAGCGAGAGAAAGACUCAAGACAUGAAGAAACAGAGAUGCAGCACCACAAAGAGACCAAACAAAGAGGACAGAGAUGUAGAUACCCAGCCACACCGGGACUAAUCUGAAAUCUUGUAUAAAAAACUUCUAAGCAGACACUGCAAAGCCAUCAAUGAUGCAAACACCAAGACACAAAACGACAGCGGAAAAAUAUGGCAAAGUUUGCAUGCUCUGAUCAAACUGAUGAAGAGACACAUAGAGCUUGAAAAAAGAUAUAGGCAAAUGAAACCAAUAAACUCAAAUCAGCAGACAUUGCACAACAUCGAGAGAUGGAGAUACAAAGAUACAAGGAUGAGGGACACAGAAAAAAAAAAAACUGAUGCAAGGAGACAAAGACAAAGAUACAGAAACAUACACAAGAAUAUGGAAACAAAAUGACAGAGACAGACACAAGGAGACAGAUACAACGAAACAGAGACAGACACAAGUAGACAGAAAAAAAGAGACUGACAAUGAGACAGAGACAAGGAGUCAGAGACUGAUACAAAGAGACUGACUAAGAGAAACUUAUACAGAGAGACAGGUACAGAUACACAGAAACAGAGAAGACUGUUGAAAGAGACAGAGACCAAUACAAAGAGGACAGGGACAGGUACAGAUACAAAGAGACAUGGACACAGAUGGAUAUAAACUGACUACACUUUAGACUGAAACAUUCAAACUACAGAUGUGAUUCAACCGCCAACCGUCCUACGUUUCUCUGACAUAAAGCUGUCCAGGUGUGGAUCUCACUGUGCCUUUACAGACUGGAGUUACAGAGGGACGACUGUUUGUCCUUUGACUUCUUUUCAAAUUUAUAGUUUGCGCCCUCUAAUGUUCUCUGUCUCUGAUGACUGUGGUUUCUUUCUUAAUAUAACUGUCUUCUUCUUCUUUGGAUUCAUUUUGUCAAGAGCUGGAGAACAUCACGGUGCAAUAAAGGAUCUCUGACAGCUCAUUGGUUGUCCUGUCACUGUUUCCUUAUUUUGAUGAAAAAUUUAGUCAUUUUGUUGAUUUUUGGCAGAAGUAACAGACUCCUGGGUGAAGACAUGUAGAGGCCCCUACCUCUCCCAUACAACUUUAAACUGGAGGAGACUUUGACACAACCCCUGUGGACUUCAAAGUUGAUAUGUUGUCGUGUUUUAAAUACCGUACUUACUAUUUAAUCCAAUUAAAAUCUGUGACUCUUUAAAGUGUUUUAAAGCCAUGCUUAAUGCAAAAGCUGAAACUAAAACACCACAUGAAUGCAUAUCAUGCCAAAAGCCUGAUAUGUACAUUCAGCUGAUGUAUAUUUAACACACAUCAGCGCAUUUAGUUUCUUCUAAAGGAAUUGGAUGAGUGUCCUGCAGAGCGUCAGAUCAUAAAUGAAGGAAAAAUUCUGAAACAUAAACUGUAUAUACUAUGAACAACUUGGUUCCGCCUAGAGCCUGUAUACGGAUUUGAAGCCAAAAAGCUCUCGGUAUUUCCGGGAUUUUUCUUCAUUUCCUGAAACCAGCGCUGCGCAGUAGCAAUGCGCGCAUUCGGCCGCACAGUUGCUGAGAGUCGCUGUGAUGACGCUCGGCUCAAACAGCGUAUCCCCCGGGAGAGCUACGCAAUCCCUGAACGCCCAUAGGCUGUAUCAGGUGUCAAUCAUAGCCAACAUGAACCCCCUAAUAACUUUUAAAAAUGGAGCUUCACAGAAAAAAGAGGACUUGAGCACAAACCAGUCUUACAAUAACUAUAUGUCAACAUCACAACCAGGGGGGAGAAAAAAUUAUGUUCUGUGUAAUAAAUUUCUAAAGUUUGUCCACAGCUCCAUAAGCUUUGCUGGCAGAGGUGGGAUUUAUGACCUAUACUGCAGCCCAUCAACAGAGGGUGCUGUUCUCGGAGUGGCUUCACCCAGCGAGGAGGCAGACUCUGUCCAUUCUAUAUACAGUCUAUGGUCUGAAAUCAAAAUUUAGGAAAUGCACUGAAGGCAGAAGUAAAAAAAAUCUGAUUGUAAACUGAAUAAUGCAUAAAAUAAAGAAAUAAUAAAUACUAGGCCGUUAGUGAGAGGAGGACCAGGUCUAAAUAAAAAUUAAUCCGGGGCUACAAAGAUUAUCCAUUGCACUAUGUCUUUAAAGCUCAAUAAGUGAGCGACUUGUGAUGCCUCGGUUCUCCACUGAACAACUGAUAAAGUCUUUUGCUCCAGCAGCAGUGAGAUUUUUUAAUAGUAUAUGCUAGGAUCUGACUUGGCACUGCUGUAUAGUUUGUAGAGGUAUUUAUUUUAGUUUUUAUUCAUUUUUGUCAGGUUUUUGUUGUAUUUAAUCAUGUCCUAAACUUUUAUUGUACCAUUUUUAAAUCAGGUUUCAUCGGCCUUUACUGUGUUUGUUGUAUAUCUGAUGUUGAGUCUAUGUUUUUCUAAUGUCUCCAUGCUAUUUGUUGUCAGUAUGAGUCUUCUUGUUCUGGUGGUGAAAUAGUUUCCCCCAUGCAGGAUCAAUAAAGUCUACCUUACCUUUCAA